This is a messenger RNA of Naumovozyma castellii, 267 nucleotides long. RefSeq names its product Tsc3p (gene TSC3). The record is from RefSeq and is a predicted model, not a curated record. Lineage: Eukaryota; Fungi; Ascomycota; Saccharomycetes; Saccharomycetales; Saccharomycetaceae. The transcript has a single exon. The coding region runs from base 1 to 267 and encodes 88 amino acids.
AUGCAUCUAACAUCCGCCACGGCAUCCCAAUGUACAAUGAUAUUUGUACCCACAAAUAAGGAAUUGAAAGAGAAAAGACGUGCUGCCAAUGGGAGAGGCUCCAUAAUGGAAAAGGUUGAAGAAAUAGUGGAAAAGUUAUAUUGGAUGUAUUACAUUCAUUUGCCAUACUAUCUAAUGACGUCCUUUGAUUCAUUCUGUCUCCAUCUUUUUUUUCUAACGAUAUUCAGUCUUAGUGUAUUUGCUGUGAUUAAAUACAUCUUCCUUUGA